AUGGCCAAUUCAUCAGCACCAGCAUCAGCACCAGUCUCCCAAUGGAAAUUGUCUGUACUCUGUUUAGCCUCCGAGGACAAAGCGUCGCUUAUAUCUGAAUGCUCCUUGGUGGAGAGGGUUCACCACGUUCGCACUGUUGCUGCAGCUGUUCAAGCGCUGGAGAAACACAGCUACCACAUGUUGGUUGUGGCUCUAGGAACAACACCGGAGGAUCAAGUGAUUCAACGUGAUAAUAUUCAAACGGGGAAUCUAACUAGUCCACUCUUUCUGUUGGCCAUGCGAAGAUCGCCGUUGAUGUACCGGAUUGUCUUUUCUCGCACGGCUUGUCAAUCUCGAGACUCCUUUCGACUUUGCAUCCACGUCGGUGCGGAUGCCGUCGUGUGCAGUAAAGAAGAGUUGGAAUCCUCGAUGCGCGGUCUGUUCAAUAUUACUGAUGCAGUAGCGCUACCAACAUUAUCAACACAAGAUGCUUUGCUGACUGUCGCUCCCAACAAACCGACUGUUUCGAACGAGGUAGUCGACAACCGUCGACAACGAGAGAAGCAACUUCUAGAUGUUGCACGGGGAUGGAAGACGCAUCGUUUUCAACAAAGCCACAACUGGACUGUGGCAUUGCAUCAAAAAGUGGCACGGCUUGUCGUCACUUCGCAGUCGUCGACAAGACAUCCACAUGAAACCAAUAGUAGCAUCCGUGUCAUUCAUGUUUCAGAUACCCACAAUCAGCAUCGUCUUCUCAAGAUUCCACCAGGCGAUAUGUUUCUCCAUUCUGGAGAUAUUUGCAACUACAAGAACCCACACACGAAUCUGGUGGAACACUUUGCAGACUUUUUGGACUGGUUGCACAACGAAAUUUGCCCACGGUUCGCUAAAGUGGUAUUUAUUGCAGGAAAUCAUGAUGUGUAUUUGGAUAUGGAUAAGUUGGAUCCGCGCUACAUAAACCGCAAUCGAGACGCCCAUCAGCAUGCCCAACGUAUUCUGCAAUCAUUUCUGGAGCAACAUGACAAUGUAUCCUACCUCCAAAACAGCACGACCACCUACCGUGGCUUGACCAUUUACGGCACCCCAACUUGCAUCUGUCGAGCCGAGUGCAUGGGAAAGCGAUAUCUAUCCAACGGAUUCGAACUCAGUGAAAAGGAGCGCGAGAAACUCUGGAGUCGAAUCCCUGAAAAUGUGGAUGUAUUGCUCACGCAUGUUCCUCCGUUGGGCUUUGGUUCUGACGACGAAUCAAAAGCGUGCAAACUGUUAACCCAACAGGUCCACCGACAUGGUCGGCAUCAUCCAUUAUUGCACGUCUUUGGGCACAACCAUGGUCAUUAUGGCGUUGCGCAAGCGCUGAAUGAAGAUCUCUCUUCUGCUACUUUAUUACUCAAUGGAUGCCAAGAAAGCCUGCUCAUGAUCGAUCCGUCCGGUGGUGGGUCGCCGUUGAUUGUGGAUUUGCCUCUCUCGUAG
Messenger RNA from Seminavis robusta, 1449 nucleotides. The record is from the annotation of a GenBank genome assembly. Lineage: Eukaryota; Bacillariophyta; Bacillariophyceae; Naviculales; Naviculaceae.